Molecule: messenger RNA, 4581 nt
Organism: Siniperca chuatsi (mandarin fish)
Lineage: Eukaryota; Metazoa; Chordata; Actinopteri; Centrarchiformes; Sinipercidae
Gene: nfatc1
Product: nuclear factor of activated T cells 1
Exons: 11
Coding region: 433-3081 (882 amino acids)
Biological process (GO): regulation of transcription by RNA polymerase II; calcineurin-NFAT signaling cascade; cytokine production
Cellular component (GO): transcription regulator complex
Molecular function (GO): transcription factor binding; RNA polymerase II cis-regulatory region sequence-specific DNA binding; DNA-binding transcription factor activity, RNA polymerase II-specific
Source: RefSeq, a predicted model, not a curated record
AAAGCGCAGAAGUCCUCUGUGCGCCGGAGCAGUGCGUCACAGCGACCCAGCAGAGCCAGGAUCCCCCGACACAGAGUCAGAUAUCUCAACACAGCGACGAAAAUAGCUUUUCUAAGAGAACACGUCUGCAUCAGUCUGCCACAUGUUUUAAUAUUUUGACGCGUCUCUCUUAGAUUUUUCCAUUUUCGGUGCGACUUUUUUCUUUUUGAAGUAGUAGCAGCUGUUUUUCAACUAAGCCUUUUUUGACUUUAUUUCUCAUUCACGUGGUUUUUUUUUUUUUUUUUUGUUGUUGCGGUGAUACAGCGAGAGAGAGAGGGUCCUGAGCAACAGCUGGGGAAUAUAUAAACUCCGCUAUAUGGAUACGGAAUCGCUUCCAUCUGCAGCUGAACUCAGAGUUUGAUCUCAGACGUUACUCCCUGCGCAAAGAAGAAAAUGAAAUCUGCCGAAGAGGAUGCAUAUGGCUACACGCCAAAUGUCAGUCUCUCCCUCCCACUGGGCAACCCUUGUCUUCCCUCCCAGUACCACAGCCUCCAGUCCAGCCCUACUAUAUCUGUCUCUGUCACCGAGCCUCACAGUUAUGACACCCAGGAUGACAUGAGUGCGGCCAGCUACUAUUCAUCCUCAAACAUCCGCCCAAAUGGAGCCCCGACCCUGGAGAGUCCUCGUAUUGAGAUCACAGCCUAUGGUCAGUUUCCUGAGGAUGAGGUGGAGGAAAGCAACCUUCCUGUUGCCAAGCGAGUCAACUCCAUAGUGACGCUGACCCUCCCCAGUGCAGAUGGUUACCGCGACCCCAGCUGCCUGAGUCCAGCCAGCAGCAUUUCAUCUCGUAGCUGCCACUCUGACGCCUCCUCCUAUGAAUCAGGCUUCUCCUACAACUACGACAACUCGCCGCAGAACUCCCCCUGGCAGUCACCCUCUGUGUCUCCCAAGGGCUCCACCCUCGCCCUGCCAGGUGAUGGAUGCACCUCUGGUGGCUCCCCUCGCCACUCCCCCUCCACCUCCCCUCGCACAAGCGUGACAGAUGACACCUGGAUAGGUCAGCGUGGCUCCAGACCUAAUUCCCCUUGUGGUGCGAAGAGGAAGUACAGCUUCAACGGCAGUGGGGCAUUGCACAAGCACUACCCAUACUCGCCCAACCACUCCCCUGGACCAUCCCCCCAGACCUCCCCUCGCCUCAGCAUCACUGAGGAGACAUGGCUGCCAAACACCAACCAGUACACCAACUCGGCCAUCCUAGCAGCCAUCAACGCAUUGACCACAGAUGGAGUGGCUGACCUUGGGGAGGGAAUCCCCAUGAAGGCCCGGAAAACCAGCCAGGAGCACAACCCCACAGUCAGCCUGAAGGUGGAGCCUGGAGGCGAGGAGCUGAGUCCAGGGGAGCUCUGUCUGGACGAGCACCCCUCAAACCGCCUGCCAUUAAAGAAGGAGGGCUACUGUGGUGGGUUUCUAGAUGUGCCACAACACCCGUACUCCUGGUCCAAGCCAAAGCAAUAUGUCAGCCCGUCCCUGCCAGCUCUCGACUGGCAGCUGCCGUCCAGCUCAGGGCCGUACAGCCUGCAGAUCGAGGUGCAGCCCAAGUCCCACCACCGAGCCCAUUAUGAAACGGAGGGCAGCAGGGGAGCGGUAAAGGCCCUGGCAGGAGGACACCCAGUCGUUAAGCUCCAUGGCUAUAUGGAGAGCGAGCCUCUGACCCUGCAGCUGUUCAUCGGCACAGCUGAUGACAGGCUGCUGAGGCCCCACGCCUUCUACCAGGUACACCGUAUCACCGGGAAGACAGUGUCCACCCCGAGCCACGAGGCCCUGCACAACAACACCAAGGUCCUGGAGAUCCCACUGCUGCCAGAGAACAACAUGCGGGCCAUGAUCGACUGCGCAGGGAUCUUGAAGCUGCGUAAUUCAGACAUUGAGCUGAGAAAGGGGGAGACUGAUAUCGGACGCAAGAACACACGUGUGCGGAUGGUUUUCCGAGUUCACAUCAACCAGGCCACAGGGAGAACGGUGUCCUUGCAGGCUUCAUCCAACCCCAUUGAGUGCUCCCAGAGAUCGGCCCAGGAGCUGCCACUGGUGGAUAAGCAGAGCUUGGAGACGUGUCCUGUCCCCGGAGGGGAGAGGAUGCUCAUCGACGGACACAACUUCCAGCACGACUCCAAGGUGAUGUUCGUGGAAAAGGCUCAAGAUGGUCACCACCUCUGGGAGACUGAGGCCAAGGUUGAUAGAGACGCCUCAAAGCCUAAUUCAAUACUCGUUGAAAUCCCUCCCUAUCGGAACCAAAGACUCUCCACUCCGGUCCAUGUGAACUUCUACGUCUGCAAUGGCAAGAGGAAAAGAAGCCAGUACCAGCGCUUCACCUAUAUCCCUGCUAGUGUUCCAACAAUAAAGACGGAGCCACAUGACGACUACGACGCCCCUCUGGUGUGCAGCCAGCGUGGUCCCGGCCUGUCCUUGCACCCAAAGCCAUACUUCCCCCCUCAGGUCAUGACCCCAAUGAUGACCUCUGACCUUAGGCCGUGUGUGGUGGGCGGGGCUUACUCUGUCAGCCAGCAAAGAUUGGCAGCCAAGCCGUCCUCGCUGCCCCCCUCGUCCUCUCCAAGUACCAGCCCCAAACUGCACGACCUGUCGCCGUCGCCCUUCUCCAAGUGCCUCUCUGCCGGCACAGCAGUCCAACACCCGGGCCAACAAUCCCCGAUCCCGCACGUCUCAAUCAUCCAGGAGACACCCGGGCGCUACCAGCCACCUAACCUCUACCCGCCCAGCAGCUCCUCCUCCUCCCCAACCUCGCAGCCCUCCACCCCGACUGACAGCCCUUUCUCGACCCACUGCAUGACACCAGUCAGCGGCAGCACCAGCCCAGCAGCUCAGCAGCACCCCAAGGUGCCAGAGAGGGGGCGGGGCUCCCUUCAGGAGGACGGCAGCCCCCCAACACUGGCUGUCAGCAUCAAACAAGAACCACAGGAGCUGGACCAGAUGUACCUUGAUGAUGAUGCGCAGAAGGUCAAAGCCAGAUCAAAUAGAGGAGAGGAGGUCAGUCAGUUCAGUCUGGGCCGGGAAGAGCACACAUGGCAGCGGAACGACACACUGUAGGAGGGUGGAGAUGAGUCAAUGAGAUCAUCAGGAACGACCUGUCAAGCAUCUCCGUCCACAGCCAUGCGUAGUUUCCCAUCACCACCACAACUGACACAGGAAACAAAAAUAAAGAGAAACACCAAACAAAAUUUGUCAUUAUGGUUUUUAUGCUUGGACUACAGCAUGAAGGAAGCAGCUAAAGGAAAUGCAAGGAGAACAAAUGUAAAUGUAUUGUCCAGAUGACCAGGGUCCAACGUGUGCCUUGUUUUUCAUAUAUAAUGCCUUUACACAGAAAUUAUCCAAGGAAUGCAUCACAUGACUGACUUUUUUAAGACAUGUAAAUUGAGUAUGUAGCAACCAACCCUGCCAUCCCCAACUACAAAGUAUGCUUUUAGAGGACCAAAAAUUGUGUUUUGUUUUUUUUUGUUGCAGUUUGUAAAUGAUUCAGUGCCUAUUACUUAUGUAAUUUGUAUAUACCAUAGCUGUAGUGCUUCAGAUGCAUAUCUGGCUUUACAGAGACACAAUUUAAAAGAGAAGUGCCUUUUAGACUGGAAACACAAAACUGUAGCCUGAGUUUGGCUUCACAUGUUCAAAUUGAAAAUUUGUAAAAUUACAAGAUUUUUUUAAUGGGAGAUAAUGUAACUUUUGCUGAAUAGUGGCUACAAAUGGCAAUUAUGGGAUAAUGUUGAAUGCUAAAAGACAGUGUAACAGUAGCUCAAAUAGGGAAUUGUCAUAACAUCAGCAAACUGCCUAAUCAGUUUCCAAAAGCUACUGGUCAUACCAGACAAAGUAAGGCUGUUGCAACAAAACACUUUCCAGAUGAUAAGUUACCAAAACCUCAUACAGAGUUCUUAUGUCUUUAUGAACUCUUACAGUACACAAAACUGUGCAGUCACAGAAUAAUGAGUCAUUUUGUGUUGUUUUUCUAAAUAAAAAUAAUAUAGACUGCAUAGUGACUUGAAAAUAACAUGAACUUUGGAGUAAACUUUUGGCUACAGUAAUAAUGGUUUGACUUUUAUCAAAGUAGAAAUCAUCUCAGUUUUGAUAAAGCUUGACUUUUAUUAUUCCCUGGAAGCUAUGCAACAUGCAAGUAGCAUUAGUCUCUCAAAGAAUGUAAACAUUCACCAUUGUAACUGAGAAGGUCUCUAAUCCAAAGAAUACUUAACAGUGAACAGCAAUACAAAUAUAUACAUUCUUUAAUGUUUGUUUUUGUUUUUUCAUAUUUAUUCUCUUAGCAUGUGCUCUCUUUAUUCAUGUUUAUCAUACAGCUUCUUUUACAUGCUUACCUACAUACUGUGGUUUAUCUGCUAAUUUGUUUGCGCUUUUAUAGCAAAACUGAAUGGGCUUACACACUUCCCAGUUUUAUAUGUAUUUAUGAGUCUUAAGCCUUGUAACUGAAGGGCAUGAAAGAAGCCAUACUGAAAUGUUUACCAAGGAGGUUAUUGUUAGUCUACAAUUCAUAAUUCUGCUUUGUGAUCUAUUUUGUGUAUUUGUCAAUAAAUAAGCUUUCAUCUCUUU